AUGCAGUUGUUGCAACGGUCAUCAGAUCCGUUACCUGCUUUACGGGGCUGGCAUCCAGGAGAACAAGCCGUUCAGGCAAUUAUCCACCUCCCCGAGCGCGUUGCAAUCACAGCAAUUGUGGAUAGGCUGCCUGAGCAGCAUCGCAUCUUCCACACAAGCCGACUACAUUUCUUGCCAGUCACUACUCUGGACCAGCAAGGGAGACCGUGGGCAUCUAUUCUUUGCUCAAGUGAUGGGAUCUUACAUGAUGAAAAACCACUUUUUUCCGGGAUUGGGCUUGAGGUUUCGACUAGAAGGAGGAACAAAUUCGCUGGCCAUAUAUCCAAUGUUUCAUUGAGAGAUCUGGACGCCGAUUUUACUGUCGUAGUUACUCAAGCCUUGGGAUUGUGUCCGAAAUACAUCAAUAUCAGGUCGAUCAUGCCAUUCCACGGGGCAUCGCCACGCCUCAUCUAUGAGCGGUUUAGCCUAGGGGAUGGGGAGCGCCUGCCUGAUGAUGUCAUUGCAUUCAUCCAUGCAGCUGAUACAGCUUUCUUGUCCACGUCCUACGUGGCCGCCCAAGAGGAUGAAAACAUUUAUCCUUCUCGAGUUGGCGUCAAUCAUAGAGGGGGUCGCCCCGGAUUCGUUCGAGUUAGACCAUCCGAUGGGAAGACUCUCGUGCUUCCAAAUUAUGCCGGGAAUCGCAUGAUGAACUCACUGGGCGACAUACACAUCACACCAGUUGCUGGAAUUGUUUUCCCCUCGUUUUCCACUGGAUCAAUCUUGUAUCUUACCGGGAAAGCCAAGACCCUGUAUGGCGCAUCUGCGCGAGCAGUGAUGCCAAAUAUGAAUAUUAUCUCCACCAUCUACGUCACUGGAUUCUCCUUUGAGACAGGGCCAGCAGAACGUAGCCCCUACAGCCCACCUGUCUGCUACUUAGCGGAAGAAAAGCCACCAUCUGUAUCAUUCGCCGACAUCAUACUUAGCCUGAUAAAGACGCGAGUGCAUGAUAGCACCCUCAUCACCCUCACUUUCGAGUCAUCACGACCUGUGGAUAUGCAUCCAAGCCAAAACUGCGUGCUGGAGUUGACGGAGUUCCUGCGCAAACGCUCACACGAGCUGUUAGACUGGGAAGAAGAUGAUAGCACAGUUAACGAUGACUGUGUCCGUACUUGGACGGUUUCCACACCUCCAACCCCAGAUGCACCUUGCAACCUCUCUAUCACAAUGAGAGCGAUCAAAGGCGGUCUUAUCACUCCAAUUUUAUAUCGGCUUGCUAGGAGUGUUGAUCCGCAGCUGACUGGAGAACCCAUCAAUGUCGCAGACUUGAAAAUCUGCGCUCGACUACGAGGUGUCGGAGGCGAUCUUCCUGUCCCAGAGCCUUUAGCAGCAUGCGACGGUGGACGACGGCUGCUGUGGAUUGCUGGUGGAAUUGGCCUCACGCCUUUCCUGAGCUUGACUCGUCAUGUUACAGACCUCGCUACUCGGGGAUUCGGAGACUGGGAUGUGACACUCGUCCUUUCAACGCGGGAGCCGGAAGUUAUGCUCAGUUUGAUUCAAGAAGCGUUUGUGAAUAUGUCAUCCGGCAAAGUGAACGGCCGCCAGUCGCUCCCCGGCCUUACAUUUUCCAUUCAUUUAUCCGAGUCUUUUCCGCCAUUCGUGUCCCUGAUCCCGCACGAAGGACGCCUGGACGACAGUGGAACUCUUUUUGGCAGUGCGCAUAUAUGUGGCCCGUUGCCUUUCGUUCACAUUGCGAUGAAGUCACUACAAGCUGCUGGAGUGGAUCCAGAGCGCGUGAAGCGAGAGAGAUUCACGUAUUGA
Suillus subaureus is the source of this 1797-nucleotide messenger RNA. RefSeq lists its product as uncharacterized. NCBI's taxonomy places the organism in Eukaryota, Fungi, Basidiomycota, Agaricomycetes, Boletales, Suillaceae. Bases 1 to 1797 code for a protein of 598 amino acids. The record is from RefSeq and is a predicted model, not a curated record. The transcript has 7 exons.